AUGUCUACUCUAGUAGAGAAGCUUUAUAAUUAUCCUGAACUGAGUAAUUCCUCAUCAAUACGACGCUAAGAGAGCAGAAAUUCAAGAGAUACACCAGAACAACACAAUAAAAAUAAAGACAGAGACGGUAAACAUGUGAAGACUGAAGGUGGAGGACAGACUCAGACUGAAGGUGGAGGACAGACUCAAACUGAAGGUGGAGGACAGACUCAAACUGAAGGUGGAGGACAGACUCAGACUGAAGGUGGAGGACAGACUCAGACUGAAGGUGGAGGACAGACUCAGACUGAAGGUGGAGGACAGACUCAAACUGAAGGUGGAGGACAGACUCAGACUGAAGGUGGAGGACAGACUCAGACUGAAGGUGGAGGACAGACUCAAACUGAAGGUGGAGGACAGACUCAGACUGAAGGUGGAGGACAGACUCAGACUGAAGGUGGAGGACAGACUCAGACUGAAGGUGGAGGACAGACUCAGACUGAAGGUGGAGGACAGACUCAGACUGAAGGUGGAGGACAGACUCAAACUGAAGGUGGAGGACAGACUCAGACUGAAGGUGGAGGACAGACUCAGACUGAAGGUGGAGGACAGACUCAGACUGAAGGUGGAGGACAGACUCAGACUGAAGGUGGAGGACAGACUCAAACUGAAGGUGGAGGACAGACUCAGACUGAAGGUGGAGGACAGACUCAAACUGAAGGUGGAGGACAGACUCAAACUGAAGGUGGAGGACAGACUCAAACGGCUGCAGGGAUGA
This is a messenger RNA of Xyrichtys novacula (pearly razorfish), 757 nucleotides long. NCBI's taxonomy places the organism in Eukaryota, Metazoa, Chordata, Actinopteri, Labriformes, Labridae. The record is from the annotation of a GenBank genome assembly.